Molecule: messenger RNA, 6017 nt
Organism: Aethalodelphis obliquidens (Pacific white-sided dolphin)
Lineage: Eukaryota; Metazoa; Chordata; Mammalia; Artiodactyla; Delphinidae
Gene: ADAMTS2
Product: ADAM metallopeptidase with thrombospondin type 1 motif 2
Biological process (GO): extracellular matrix organization; proteolysis
Molecular function (GO): metalloendopeptidase activity; zinc ion binding
Source: RefSeq, a predicted model, not a curated record
GCUGCAGCUGCGGGCGGCUCCAGCUGCCCCCAGAUGUGGGCUGGGCGGCGCGCGGGGAACUUUCGCGCCGGCUGCGAGUGCGGGGCCCCGGCUGCGGUCCGGCUGCCAUGGAUCCGCCGGCGGGAGCCGCUCGCCGCCUGCUCUGCCCCGCGCUGCUGCUGCUACUGCUGCCGCUCCUGCUACCGCCGCUGCCCGCGGACGCCCGGCUCGCCGCCGCCGCCGACCCCCCAGGCUGGCCCCAGGGGCACGGAGCGGAGCGCAUCCUGGCGGUGCCGGUGCGCACUGACGCUCAGGGCCUCUUGGUGUCCCACGUGGUGUCGGCGGCGACGGCGCAGGCUGGGGUACGGGCCCGCAGGGCCGCCCCGGUCCAGAUCCCGGGUUUCUCUGGAGGCAGCGAGGAGGACCCUGGCGGCCGCCUCUUCUACAAUGUCACGGUCUUCGGCCGAGACCUGCACCUGCGGCUGCGGCCCAAUGCCCGCCUCGUGGCGCCCGGGGCCACGGUGGAGUGGCAGAGCGAGUCGGGCGCCACCCGCGUGGAGCCCCUGCUUGGGACCUGCCUCUACGUCGGAGACGUGGCCGGCCUGGCUGAAGCCUCCUCUGUUGCCCUCAGCAACUGCGACGGGCUGGCUGGCCUGAUCCGUAUGGAGGAGGAGGAGUUCUUUAUCGAGCCCCUGGAGAAGGGUCUGGCGGCAAAUGAGACUGAGCAGGGCCGUGUGCAUGUGGUGUAUCGCCGGCCGCCCACCUCCAGACCCCCUCCUCUGGGGGGGCCACAGGCCCUGGACACAGGGAUCUUCCCGGGCAGCCUGGACAGCUUCAGCCGUGCCCUGGGCAUCCUGGAGGAGCGAGUCAACAGCUCCAGGCAGAGGGUGCGCAGACAUGCUGCCGACGAUGACUACAACAUCGAGGUCCUGCUGGGGGUGGAUGACUCUGUGGUCCAGUUCCACGGGAAGGAGCAUGUGCAGAAGUACCUGCUCACCCUCAUGAACAUUGUCAAUGAAAUUUAUCACGAUGAGUCCUUGGGGGCCCACAUCAAUGUCGUCCUGGUGCGGAUAAUCCUGCUGAGCUACGGGAAGUCUCUGAGCCUCAUUGAGAUUGGGAACCCCUCUCAGAGUCUGGAGAACGUUUGCCGCUGGGCCUACCUCCAGCAGAAGCCAGACUCCGGCCACGAUGAGUACCAUGAUCAUGCCAUAUUCCUCACACGGCAGGACUUCGGGCCUUCAGGCAUGCAAGGCUAUGCUCCUGUCACUGGGAUGUGCCACCCCGUCCGCAGCUGCACCCUGAACCACGAGGACGGCUUCUCCUCAGCGUUCGUGGUGGCCCAUGAGACUGGCCACGUGCUGGGCAUGGAGCAUGAUGGGCAGGGCAACCGCUGCGGUGAUGAGGUGCGGUUGGGCAGCAUCAUGGCGCCCCUGGUGCAGGCAGCCUUCCAUCGCUUCCACUGGUCCCGCUGCAGCCAGCAGGAGCUGAGCCGCUACCUGCACUCCUAUGACUGCCUGCGGGAUGACCCCUUCACCCACGACUGGCCAGCGCUGCCCCAGCUCCCGGGGCUGCACUACUCCAUGAACGAACAGUGCCGCUUUGACUUCGGCCUUGGCUACAUGAUGUGUACCGCGUUCCGGACCUUUGACCCUUGCAAGCAGCUGUGGUGCAGCCACCCUGACAACCCUUACUUUUGCAAGACGAAGAAGGGGCCUCCCCUGGAUGGGACCAUGUGUGCACCAGGCAAGCACUGCUUUAAAGGACACUGCAUCUGGCUGACACCUGACAUCCUCAAGCGAGAUGGCAACUGGGGCGCCUGGAGUCCCUUCGGCUCCUGCUCACGUACCUGCGGCACAGGUGUGAAGUUCAGGACCCGUCAGUGCGACAACCCACACCCAGCCAAUGGGGGCCGCACCUGCUCAGGCCUUGCCUACGAUUUCCAGCUCUGCAACUCCCAGGACUGCCCUGACGCCCUGGCUGAUUUCCGUGAGGAGCAGUGCCGGCAAUGGGACCUAUACUUCGAGCAUGGUGACGCCCAGCACCACUGGCUGCCCCACGAGCACCGGGAUGCCAAAGAGAGAUGCCACCUCUACUGUGAGUCCAAGGAGACUGGGGAGGUGGUGUCCAUGAAGCGCAUGGUGCAUGAUGGGACGCGCUGUUCUUACAAGGACGCCUUCAGCCUCUGCGUGCGCGGGGACUGCAGGAAGGUGGGCUGCGACGGGGUGAUCGGCUCCAGCAAGCAGGAGGACAAGUGUGGUGUGUGUGGAGGGGACAAUUCCCACUGCAAGGUGGUCAAGGGCACAUUCACACGCUCGCCCAAGAAGCUCGGUUACAUCAAGAUGUUUGAGAUCCCGGUAGGAGCCAGACACCUGCUUAUCCAGGAGGCAGACACCACCAGCCACCACCUGGCCGUCAAGAACCUGGAAACAGGCAAGUUCAUUUUAAAUGAAGAGAAUGACGUGGAUCCCAACUCCAAAUCCUUCAUUGCCAUGGGUGUGGAGUGGGAGUACCGGGAUGAGGAUGGCCGGGAGACGCUGCAGACCAUGGGCCCCCUCCACGGGACCAUCACUGUGCUGGUCAUCCCGCAGGGGGACGCCCGCAUCUCGCUGACCUACAAAUACAUGAUCCAUGAGGACUCGCUCAAUGUGGACGGCAACAAUGUCCUGGAGGACAAUUCCGUGGGCUACGAGUGGGCCCUGAAGAAGUGGUCUCCCUGCUCCAAGCCCUGCGGUGGAGGGUCCCAGUUCACCAAGUAUGGCUGCCGCCGGAGGCUGGACCACAAGAUGGUGCACCGAGGCUUCUGCGACUCCCUCUCGAAGCCUAAAGCCAUCCGCCGGGCUUGCAACCCACAGGAGUGCUCCCAGCCCGUGUGGGUCACGGGCGAGUGGGAGGCAUGCAGUCAGAGCUGUGGGCGGACGGGCAUGCAGGUUCGCUCUGUGCGCUGCGUUCAGCCCCUGCACAACAACACCACCCGCUCCGUGCACACCAAGCACUGCAAUGACGCCCGACCCGAGGGCCGCCGGGCCUGCAACCGUGAGCUCUGUCCCGGUCGGUGGCGGGCCGGACCCUGGUCCCAGUGUUCGGUAACCUGUGGCAACGGCACCCAGGAACGGCCGGUGCUCUGCCGAACCAUGGACGACAGCUUCGGUGUCUGCCGGGAGGAGCGGCCUGAGACGGCCAGGAUCUGCAGGCUUGGCCCCUGUCCCCGAAACGUCUCCGAUCCCUCCAAGAAGAGCUACGUAGUUCAAUGGCUGUCCCGACCAGACCCCAACUCACCAGUCCAGAAGACCUCGUCAAAGGGCCGCUGCCAAGGUGACAAGUCAAUGUUCUGUAGGAUGGAAGUCUUGUCUCGCUAUUGCUCCAUCCCAGGCUACAAUAAGCUGUGCUGCAAAUCCUGUAACCUGCAAGACAACCUCACCAAUGUGGACGACAGGGCAGAACCACCCUCUGGGAAGCACAAUGACAUUGAAGAGCUCAUGCCCACCCUCCCAGUGCCCACUCUAGUCAUGGAGGUGCAGCCUCCGCCAGGCACACCCCUGGAGGUGCCUCUCAAUACUUCCAGCACCAGUGCCACCGAGGACCAUCCGGAAACCAACGCUGUGGAUGUGCCCUACAAAAUCCAGGGCCUGGAGGAUGAAGUCCAGCCACCCAACCUAAUCCCUCGACGACCGAGCCCAUACGAAAAGACCAGGAACCAAAGAAUCCAAGAGCUCAUUGAUGAGAUGAGGAAGAAAGAGAUGCUCGGAAAGUUCUAAUAAAAUGGAAAGAUAGCAUCAAUAGCAUUUUUUUUUUUCUUGCUUAUAGAGAUAUUCCAUGGGAUGGCAACUCCUGUGUUGUGGAGAUGAAGUCAGAUUCCUGAUUCCAAAAGGUUUGGGGAAAACAAAGAGGGAGAAUAAUGUAAAAAGAAAAAAAAAAAUAUAUAUAUAUAUAUAUAUAUGUCCUGUACUGAGGUGGAGUGUGGGUUGGAGAGGAAUAUAGAGGUUCUACAACCCCCGUUGAUGAGGGAAGGCAGGAGGGAUAACUCGGAGAGAGAAAACGUUUGCCCCAAGUUUCUGAGCAAGUGAUUGGGAAUCUUCUUUUCCUUGUGGUGGCAACCUUGCUGGAGACACAGGACAUUUCCUGCCAAUCUGCAGACUGAGACACAAGCCCCAUGGGACUCUUGGGAGAAACGAUGAUUUAUUUACUAAGUGGCCAGUCACUAAGAUGAGUGCGGUGAAGUGGAGGCCAUGAACUCCAGUCUUCGAGGUGGUGAGGCAGGUGAUGAAGAUGAGUGUGGUGGCCAGCUGGCACUCCCAGGCUCUCCCAGGCCUCUUUUAUCUUCACUAACCCUGGCCUUGCUUGUCGCCUCUGGCCAGCCUGGCCUCAGACCCGGGGCUCCCCAGAGAGGCUCUCCCCUUCCCCAAGUGCACUGGAAGGAUGAGGGAGGCAUGCACUCUGCUGGAAAGUCCAGUGAGUGGGCAAGGCUCACUUUUUUGUAUGUGUGAACAUGCAGCUUAAACUUCCCAAAAUUACAAGACCCAAGCACAUUAGCUCCUUAGCCGGGCCUAGCCUGCCAUGUAAUUCUUAAGCUUUUCAUGUCCAGGAAAGUUCUAAAGCCUUUGUAUUCUCACCAGUCAUAGAUCUUAGAGAACUCUUUCUUAUUUCAUUCCCCAUUCUGUGGAUGAGAAUACUGGGCUCACGAUAGGUGCUAAAACCCUUUAUCAGAACCUGUGCAUGUGUGUGUGUGAACCUCUGCAAGAGGUCCAAGGGACAGAGUAAGGGGGUAAGAAACAGUGAAGGGACAUCUGGGAUGAUGCUUAACCUUCCAAAUGGUUGAAAACUAGCCUCCCCAUCUCCCCAGCGUAGCCUACCUCUCUCCCCUCUGCCACCAUGUUCCACACUUGCUCAUACAUGUCCCAGUGUCUCCAAGGAGCUUGCUGGCUCCUAAGAACCAAACUGGAGAAACCUUUCUGAAUUCUCUCAUAGUAUCACUUCUUUAACAAGAUGUAGUGUGAAGCACUUCUGCACCCUCGUCUCUUUAUCAUUAGGAAAUGUAUCCACGGCUUUCCCUCGUUGGUUGAACCCAUGACAGCUGGUGCUACUCACGGGCUGAAGGGCUGGGCAGUGCUUGCUUGGGUCCAUCCUAGAAUGUCGAGGAAGCUCCGGACUAACCCUAGCCAGAGUAUUACUCAGUUUACCCAGCUUGGAGGCCACAGAAUGGGAACGCUCCCUUCUCAGAUCACAGCAGAGCAGGGCUGUGUGUCUUGGGGGCUGGAAGACUUUAGGCGGGGGGGGGCCCAGGUGGGACACACCCAGGGGGAUCUCUCUUCUGCUGCAGGAAGAAAGAUGCCCUCUGGGAACUGUAGGCCAAGUGGGCACGGCCCCAUAUGCCAUACUCAGUGCCUUGGGCCAUAUAUCCACAAAGUUCUCUAGACUAGAUGGUCCUCAGAAGUCUCUCUGUGUAUGAAGGCAGUGUUCACCCACUCUGAGACACUGCAAAUUUCCACUGAGCUUGAGACAGGUGGAGAGCUGGCUUAGCAACAGUCCGGAGCUUCCAGAGCUGGCUGAGAGGCUUCUGCAGCCUGGGGAAGGCAGAGGAUGUCUUUGAGCCAAGGUUUCCCAACACCAGGUUGAGACUCAGAGGUCCUCUUUGUCCACUGCUCUGCAAAGUCAGCUGAGGGGCCCAAGAGUCACUUCAUGUUCGUGGGAAGACUAGUGCUGGAGUUUUGGGACCUGGCUCUCUGAUCUACUCCUUUUGGAAAACCCAUGGAAUUUCACAUAUAAGCCUUUCAUGUGUACUAUAAAGUUGUUUGUUUGUUUGUCUGGAGUAUAUUAUAAAUGGUGCUCAAUAGCAAAGUCUUUAUCAGAUGAAGCAUUACGACUAUGUACUCCUGUCUGACAGGCAGCUGCCACAUGGGUCAUUUUGGUGCUGAACUCACAUCACAACAUUUUAUCUUACUGAUGAUAGCAAUCAGUACGUUUGUUUUUCUGUAUAGUAAAAUUUGGCUCCUUGGUUUUAUAACUUAUUAAAGUCAAAAUGUCUGUGUUUUUGCACAUCA